Molecule: messenger RNA, 994 nt
Organism: Hydractinia symbiolongicarpus
Lineage: Eukaryota; Metazoa; Cnidaria; Hydrozoa; Anthoathecata; Hydractiniidae
Product: 60S ribosomal protein L8-like
Exons: 4
Coding region: 159-935 (258 amino acids)
Biological process (GO): cytoplasmic translation
Cellular component (GO): cytosolic large ribosomal subunit; ribosome
Molecular function (GO): structural constituent of ribosome; RNA binding
Source: RefSeq, a predicted model, not a curated record
AAAACUGCCAUUAUAGUUGCGGAAAAAAAUAACAAUCUGCUCAGUACCCCAACAGAAACCGCUUCUGGGGAGGUUGGUGCCUAAUAAUCUGUCCAGUGACUUUUUCAUAAUGGCUAUCUCGCAGUUCUUUUCUACCCCUUGCGAAAGAAGAAGAUAGGAUGGGGCGAGUCAUCAGAGGACAACGUAAGGGUGCCGGUAGCAUUUUCAAAUCUCAUACAAAGAAGAGAAAAGGAGCUGCAAAAUUACGAGCUCUUGACUAUGCGGAAAGAAAUGGUUACAUUAAAGGUGUUAUAAAAGACAUAAUUCAUGAUCCAGGAAGGGGUGCUCCAUUGGCAGUUGUCGUGUUUCGGGACCCAUAUAAAUUUAAAUUAAACAAAGAGUUAUUUAUUGCAACAGAGGGAAUGCAUACCGGACAAUUUGUAUAUUGUGGAAAAAAAGCUACUUUACAAAUUGGGAAUAUCUUACCAGUUGGUGCUAUGCCUGAAGGAACUAUCAUAUGUAAUAUCGAGGAAAAAUCUGGUGAUCGUGGUAAAUUAGCCCGUGCAUCUGGCGAUUAUGCAACUGUUGUUUCACAUAACAGAGACACUAGAGUUACAAGGAUAAAGCUUCCAUCUGGCAUAAAAAAAGCAGUUCCUUCUUUUAACCGAGCCAGUGUUGGCAUUGUUGCUGGCGGUGGACGUAUUGACAAACCAUUAUUAAAAGCAGGUCGUGCAUAUCACAAAUACAAAGUUAAGCGCAAUUGCUGGCCUAAAGUUCGUGGUGUUGCUAUGAACCCUGUUGAGCAUCCUCAUGGUGGUGGUAAUCAUCAACAUAUUGGUUUCCCUUCAACAGUUAGACGUGAUACCUCAGCUGGUCGUAAAGUUGGUCUCAUCGCUGCUCGGCGUACCGGUAGGAUUCGAGGUACUGCUAAAGUCAGAGAUACUGAAAAAGAUUAGCCGACGUGUCGAUAAAGUCCGUUAUUUGAUGACGAAUAAAAUAAAUCCAAAGUUAAAAA